AGAUUGUCACGCUCAUCGGUGCUUCGGCGGCACGGGGUGCAAGAAUGCAUCCUGCUCGUCACCCAGCGCAUCACCAAAUAUCCUGGGCUCAUUGAUCGAAUCCUGCAAAACUCCAAAGGGAAUGAAGUGGAUCAGAAAGAUCUGCGCACAGCCCUGACGCUGGUCAAAGAGCUGCUCUCGACCAUUGACCAGGAAGUGCAUAAUCAGGAGAAGAACGCGCGGCUGCAGGAAAUCUACGGCCGGGUGGAUGGGCGGACCAAGGCCCACCUGCCCUGGGAGCGGGGGCCCUUCAGCAAGGAGGAGAUGCUGCGGCGCAAGCUGGUCCACGACGGCUGCAUGCUCUGGAAGACCCCCGCAGGGCGCUUCAAAGAUGUCUUGGUGGUUCUGAUGACAGACGUUCUCAUCUUCCUGCAGGAGAAGGACCAAAAGUAUAUUUUCCCCACACUGAGAUUGUCACGCUCAUCGGUGCUUCGGCGGCACGGGGUGCAAGAAUGCAUCCUGCUCGUCACCCAGCGCAUCACCAAAUAUCCUGGGCUCAUUGAUCGAAUCCUGCAAAACUCCAAAGGGAAUGAAGUGGAUCAGAAAGAUCUGCGCACAGCCCUGACGCUGGUCAAAGAGCUGCUCUCGACCAUUGACCAGGAAGUGCACAAUCAGGAGAAGAACGCGCGGCUGCAAGAAAUCUACGGCCGGGUGGAUGGGCGGACCAAGGCCCACCUGCCCUGGGAGCGGGGGCCCUUCAGCAAGGAGGAGAUGCUGCGGCGCAAGCUGGUCCACGACGGCUGCAUGCUCUGGAAGACCCCCGCCGGGCGCUUCAAAGAUGUCUUGGUGGUUCUGAUGACAGACGUUCUCAUCUUCCUGCAGGAGAAGGACCAAAAGUAUAUUUUCCCCACACUGGACAAGCCAACAGUCAUCUCCAUCCAGAACCUGAUUGUCCGUGACAUUGCCAACCAGGAGAAGGGCAUGUUCCUGAUCAGUGGCACCCCGCCUGAGAUGUAUGAGGUUCACGCUGCAUCGCGUGAUGACCGCAACACCUGGAUGAAGGUCAUCCAGCAGAGUGUCAAGCUCUGCCCUCACCGGGAUGACUUCCCCCUCAUUGAGACCGAGAGUGAAGCCUCUCUCAGGAAGCUGAAGGACAAGAUUCAGCAGUGUGACCAGGAGAUUGGGGUGCUUCUCAGGGAGAAAGCAGAACUCUUCGCAGACCUUGUGGCUCUCCAGAGCGGCAGGGAAGACGGCCCUCUGCCCUGGGGGAACCCCCGCUCUCUCUUCCGCACCGAGUCGUCGGACCCCCCGCAUGGAGAGAAGCUGGUCCAGGAGGCCAUCAGAGAAGUGGAAGUCUUGAAAGAUCUCGUCGUGGGACCCAGCUGGGACCUAGAGCAGAACCACACCCAGACGCCCAGCAGCUGCUCCAGCCCAAAUCCCAGUAACACCGCCAACGGGGAGACUGGAAGUACGAACGACGCUCUCGAGUUUGCCAGGGUUGAGGCGGAUUCAAACCAUCGGGAUGGAAAUGGCAACCAGUUGCAGCCCAAAGGAGUGCAGGAGGAGAUGCUCCAGCGCCUCAAGAGCCUCUAUUCUCUACUCCAUGGAUUGCAGGUUAGACCCUCCCACCGCGUGGUCCUGAGGGAGGACCGGAAGGUCCGCGGGCUCCGGCACCUUGCGGUCGCCCUUGCCCUGAGCCGCAGCAACUCCUGCAAGGAGGCCCCCCCGGCCGACCAGCAAAGCACGGAGCUCGCCCUCUUGCAGAAGCAGCACGCCCUCUUGCAGCAGGAGCUGAGCCGCUGCCGGCAGCUGGGCCAGGAGAAGGCCCAGGAGGUGGCUGUCCUGGAGGCCCGGCUGCGGGAGAGCGAGGGCGAGAGGCAGCGGCUGGAGCGAGAGGCGGACGAGGCCCGGAGGCAGCUGGCCGCGCCCCGGGUGCCCCUGGAAGCCGUCUGGGUCCGGAAGGGGGCUGAGCCCCGGAGGCGCAGUUUGCCUGCCGGAGAUGCUUUGUACCAAAGCUUCACCCCUCCUCCACAGAACCGAGGGGGAGAGCCCCUCUCGCCCGGCUGCCAUUCCCUGCACCGGACCUUCUCCAGUGGUCAGCGGGAGGAGGCAUCCUUCCCGGGCGUCCCUGGCCGACUGCAGGAGGAAGCGGAGGAGCAUCUGCAGGUGCUGAUGGAGGAGGAGGGCCUGGGCAACUCCCGCUCUCCCCCAUCCAGCCCCAGAGAUUUCCAGAGGAUGCAGGACAUUCCAGAGGAGGUGGAGAGCAUCCAGGAAUCCAACGCUGGUGACGGAGACCUCUUGGGCAGUUAG
Messenger RNA from Protobothrops mucrosquamatus (brown spotted pit viper), 2289 nucleotides. RefSeq names its product rho guanine nucleotide exchange factor 2-like. Gene Ontology annotation, cellular component: cytoskeleton; ruffle membrane. The record is from RefSeq and is a predicted model, not a curated record. Lineage: Eukaryota; Metazoa; Chordata; Lepidosauria; Squamata; Viperidae. Gene Ontology annotation, molecular function: microtubule binding; guanyl-nucleotide exchange factor activity. The annotation marks the transcript as partial. The transcript is spliced from 16 exons. Gene Ontology annotation, biological process: cell morphogenesis; actin filament organization; positive regulation of neuron differentiation.